Messenger RNA from Mugil cephalus (flathead mullet), 2121 nucleotides. RefSeq names its product transmembrane protein 47 (gene tmem47). Gene Ontology annotation, biological process: cell-cell adhesion. Bases 237 to 782 code for a protein of 181 amino acids. Gene Ontology annotation, cellular component: cell-cell junction; membrane. NCBI's taxonomy places the organism in Eukaryota, Metazoa, Chordata, Actinopteri, Mugiliformes, Mugilidae. The transcript is spliced from 3 exons. The record is from RefSeq and is a predicted model, not a curated record.
GUGGCCAGUCCCGUCAGCAGAGCCGUAGAGAGCUGAGUCCUCAUCAGCGUCCUCUGCACUCAGGACGCGGAGUGAGCGGCAGCUCCGCAUCCUGCAACCCACGGCACGGGCAGGGGGGGCAACCACAACUUCACCCUAACUCAGUUUGCCUGGACUUCAGAAAGGCCGCAUUUCAAGAAAAGCCCUUAUGUUGUUCCUCAACUCUUUUAUUUAACCAGUGAGAUAUUUUCGAUGUUAUGGCUUCAUCCGUGAGCGGCGCAGAGGAGGUCCGGGUGUCGGCGCUGACGCCCCUGAAGUUGGUGGGACUGGUGUGCGUCUUUCUCGCGCUGUGCCUGGACGUCGGAGCCAUGUUGAGCCCGGCGUGGGUCACGGCGGAUGACCAGUACUACCUGUCCCUGUGGGCGUCCUGCUGGAAGCCCUUCAGCUCCUUGGAGUGGUCCUGCAACAGCACGCUGGCCACCGACUGGCAGAUUGCCACGCUGGCCUUGCUGUUGGGGGGAGCAGCCCUCACCUUGCUCUCCUUCCUCGUGGCGCUGGUCUCCCUGUGCUUUGGCUCCAGGAGUCGCUGUUACAAGCCCGUGGCUGUCAUGCUCUUCUCUGCAGUGGUGCUUCAGGUAUGCAGCUUGGUACUGUUUCCCAUCAAGUUCAUAGAAACAGUCAGUCUGAGGGUGUACCACGAGUUUAACUGGGGCUACGGCCUGGCCUGGGGAUCCACCAUCUUCUCUUUCGGAGGCGCCAUCCUCUAUUGCCUGAAUCCCAAAAACUAUGAAGACUACUACUAAAAAUACACGAGGCCAAACAAGAAACACAGGGCUCUCUGUUUCACCCAGUGUUCACAUAGUGAUAAGAAUUUUCUGUCUGUUACACAGUGCACAGACAGAGUAGAAACAGAAAAAAGCACAUUCUUACCGGUAGAUUUAGGACUGGAAAGGAGCUCUUCUAUUUGAUACAGAGAAUUUAUUGUCUCAGAAAGACCAUCCUCUCUCAUUGGACUGCAGCCUUGAGCUCUCUUAUGAGAUUUGGCAGCAAACCUAUCAGUGGAAAAGGAACUGAAACCCAGCCAUUUAGGAGAGAAUGUCACAUAGAUAAUUCAGCGUCCCCUUUAAGAGUAACACCAGUAGGUCUUAGAUUUGGACAGAAAAUCUAGAGGGAACAGAUGGAUUCACUGACCCCAUGCUGGGAUGAACUGGUGGGACGGCAUACAUGGAAAGACAAAAAAAGAAAUAAAUAACUAGGCCUCUGUUGGAGAGGAAGAUGUCCUAUUGAAGCGAUAUCCUGAGGAUGACAAAGCGAGGAAGACGGGACACAGGGAAUGCAACAUGCAGCAUGUCCCUCGAGAUACGUGGCAUCUGGAACUUGGUUUAGCCUUCUUCCUCUACUAGGGUAGACUGGUGAAAGCGUGUUGUGGAAUUCUGAUGAACUAUCAAAGUAAAAGCAUUAAAUGGGAAGCUUCCAAAUAUCAUCCCGUCGAGAGGAACAUUUAUUGGUUAAGGAUUCACGACUGAGUCUGUCACAAAAAACAACACAGUGGUAGAACCUUCAGCCACUAACGUAGACCCUCCACGUAUCCCUGCUGUAAUACAUGUACAUAUGCAUAAUGAAGUAAUACUCAUUCCAUGCAGAUCACCGGGAAGGGAGAUGGCAAAUGACCAUGCUGCUCUGCUGAGUGUGUGCACAUGUCUGCAUGAUCAUACCACCCGGCAUGUGCUCACAGGCCUCCUCAUGUGAUGCCUCCUUAUCUUCCCACUUGGUAGGAGAUGCUCUCUAGAGCAGGAACAACUAAGAACACAUCUGUUUUCAACCAGAAAAAAAAGCAACAGAAAAUUCACUAGUUUGAAGAAGGUAGUAUACUUGUUUUCGUAUUUAAGUGAAAGUUCAUAAAAACAGUACUCACGGAAACACCAGAGUGUGAUGUGCUGUGCAUGAGUAGUGUGAGGACAGAGGAGGCUUACGGGAUAGACCUGCACUGAUCUGCUAUGGAAAUGACCAUCUUCUCAUAUCUCAUUUAUGGUGGUCAUAAAUUUCUUCCUCAUGCAAUAUUAGUUAAAGUGAGUGUGUGCAUGCUGUUUGCUGCUGAGUAUCAACAUAAUAAACAUGUACUGAAAAAGAAAAGAAAAAGAA